CCCGCCAGGUUGCUCCGCCUAUAGGACUCCGCUCCUUUGAGCUCCCCUCCCCUCGCAUCGCAUCGCAUCGAUCCUCCCAUCUGCGCACCCGCAAGCCUAUUCGCCGCACCUCCUCAGGUGACCGGGAAGAUGAUGCCGUUGAGCCAAACCGACUUCUCGCCGUCGCAGUUCACCUCCUCCCAGAAUGCCGCCGCCGACUCCACCACGCCUUCCAAGAUGCGCGGCGCGUCCAGCACCAUGCCGCUCACCGUGAAGCAGGUCGUCGACGCGCAGCAGUCUGGCACGGGCGAGAAGGGCGCUCCGUUCAUCGUCAAUGGCGUCGAGAUGGCUAACGUACCGAUAAUCCUCUUGUUCGUCCUUUGGUCCGUUGAUAUGCAGAUGUUCUCGGCGUUAAUUCAUCUGCCGCGGUUCCCUUUUCAGAUUCGACUUGUGGGGAUGGUCAAUGCCAAGGUGGAGCGGACGACCGAUGUGACCUUCACGCUCGACGAUGGCACCGGCCGCCUCGAUUUCAUCAGAUGUACCUUUUCUGUAGGAAAGUCACCAUGCUUUUGUGCGGAUGUACAUUGGUUAUCAAGGAAUGGUAUGUACAUUGCGGUCAUUGGAAGCCUCAAGGGACUGCAAGAGAGGAAGCGUGCUACUGCUUUCUCAAUCAGGCCUAUAACCGAUUUCAAUGAGGUUACGCUGCAUUUCAUUCAGUGUGUUCGGAUGCAUAUAGAGAACACUGAAUUAAAGGCUGGCAGUCCUGCACGAAUCAAUUCUUCUAUGGGAGUGUCAUUCUCAAAUGGAUUCAGUGAAUCAAGCACACCGACAUCUUUGAAAUCCAGUCCCGCACCGGUGACCAGCGGGUCAUCCGAUACUGAUCUGCACACGCAGGUCCUGAAUUUUUUUAAUGAACCAGCGAACCUCGAGAGUGAGCAUGGGGUGCACGUUGAUGAAGUACUCAAGCGGUUCAAACUUUUGCCGAAGAAGCAGAUCACGGAUGCUAUUGAUUACAAUAUGGACUCGGGGCGUCUUUACUCAACAAUUGAUGAAUUCCACUACAAGGCAACUUAACCGAUUUGAAGGUCAGCCUGCUGGAAAUGGCAGAGGACUAAGUAUCACUUGUACUAAACCAAAGUCUGGAAAUGUCAUGUUGUGUCAUGAAAUGCAUGGUUGGUUUAUGGAAACAUUUAUAUCUUGUAUCAACUAGUUGAUUUGUAUCUCUUGUGUCAACUUAAUGACUGAGCCAACAAAAGGAAGAUGUAGAGGCAGACAGACAUUUGUAGAUUGGCUGAUAGCUGAUUCGGGUAGCUGGUCCAAUUGCAAUCUGGGGCCCAAUAAUUCAGAUGCAAAAGCAGAAAGAUAUUUCACUGUCGUUUCUUUUGAUGCAAAAGAAAUUAAAUUAUAAGGAAAUGAAGACUGUUCCAUUAUUUCCCAUUA
Zea mays is the source of this 1419-nucleotide messenger RNA. RefSeq lists its product as uncharacterized. The coding region runs from base 130 to 1053 and encodes 307 amino acids. Gene Ontology annotation, biological process: nucleotide-excision repair; DNA replication; double-strand break repair via homologous recombination. The record is from RefSeq and is a predicted model, not a curated record. Gene Ontology annotation, cellular component: site of double-strand break; chromosome, telomeric region; nucleus. The transcript is spliced from 8 exons. Gene Ontology annotation, molecular function: single-stranded DNA binding. Lineage: Eukaryota; Viridiplantae; Streptophyta; Magnoliopsida; Poales; Poaceae.